Molecule: messenger RNA, 1380 nt
Organism: Aspergillus pseudoviridinutans
Lineage: Eukaryota; Fungi; Ascomycota; Eurotiomycetes; Eurotiales; Aspergillaceae
Product: FAD-dependent oxidoreductase
Exons: 2
Coding region: 1-1380 (459 amino acids)
Molecular function (GO): monooxygenase activity; FAD binding
Source: RefSeq, a predicted model, not a curated record
AUGCCGCGCCGCGUCCUGAUUGUUGGUGGUGGAAUCGCUGGUCUCACGGCCAGCAUCGCUCUGGCUAAAGAGCUCACACAAGUCGAAGCGGAUCUGGACAUCACCAUCUAUGACAGUCGAACUGAACAUUCGAUGGGAGAUGGAGGGGCGAUCAGUCUCACCCCGAUCGCUCAGCACUACUUGGAUCAGCUCGGCAUCCUGGGCGAACUCUCUCAGAUGGGAGAAGACACGGGGAUUGAAGUGGACGAAAUUAAUGUUUACUCUCUCCGCUCAGGACGAUCAUUGGGUCCGUUGCGAUUUGCCGACGAGACUGGACGCGGUUACGGGGGCUAUAAGAGCCGCCGAGUGCUGCGGAGUGCCCUCUUGCGCGCCAUGCUGGCCGAGGCGCGCCAGUACGCGCAGAUUUCGGUAGAGUUUGACAAGAAAUUAUGCAGCAGCAGCACAGACUCAAAUGCAGUGUCUCUGCAAUUCGACGAUGGGACGACGACCACGGGAGAUCUACUGCUGGGAUGCGAUGGCGUCCACUCGGCGGUCCGCACGCAGCUGGUCGAUCCCGGCAACCAGUCGGAAUAUACGGGGAUCUCCUUCAUUCAGAGUCUGGCUCCGGCCGGGCGGGUAUCACUACCAUCUCAUUUCGAUGAAUCGGCCAUUCACCUGACUCGGCAAGGAUCGCUGCUGGCCAGCUAUUGCGACCCAAGUCAUCAGACCAUAUUUGUUGCUGCGAUCAUGCGUGUCAAUGAGCACAUUAUCGAGCGGUACCGCGCACUGGGCUACACAGACACCAAUAUCGCGGCACUCACGUCGGCACAGAUGGCCCUUCGCUAUCAGGUGCGCAGUAAAUUCGGCGUGUCUGCCUUCCCGUGGAUUCGGGAGUGGAUUGAGGAGACGCGUGAUUGGGAGUUGUAUCCCAUCUACCAGGUCCCGCAACGGGGGAAAUGGCACGUCGACCGCGCUCUGCUGCUCGGGGAUGCCGCACACGCAAUGCCACCGCGCGAGGAAUCAGCCGCCUACGCCAUCGAAGAUGCGGUCGUAUUCGCGCAGAUCUUUGCUCAGGGGCCUGAACGUCCUCUCCACCGUAUAUUUGUAGAGUACGAGAACGCGCGGCGAGGUCUGGUUGAUAAAGCGUUCGAUGCCACCCGUCGGUUGUGGCAAAGCGACCUGGACAAAGGACUUUUUCCGGGGAAUUUCCGCGACUGCAUGUCGUCUACCCAGCUGCCACCCAAUCCUUUAGUAAAGAAAACAGCCGAUGGCCCGAUCAGAGAACCAAUAUUCCCUCCGCCAACGCACGAAAGUAUGUCCGAUCUAUCUGUGUAUACAUUGACAAGCGAACUGGAGGUGGUUCUUGAUGCGGACGAGGGGAGGACUAAAGCCCCUUUGUGA